GUGACCCGCGUGGGCACCAUCUUGGCGUCCAACACCAGCUCCAUAUCGAUCACACGGAUUGCAUCAGCCACCAGCAAACCGCACAGAGUGACUUACGAGUCCGCGCGGUCGCUGGCGCAGCAUCUGGGCAAGAGCGUGUGCGUGUCAAUGGACCGGCCGGGUUUCCUGGUGUAUCGUCUGUUGAUGCCCCUCAUCAACGAGGCGUUCUUCCUGCUCAGUGAGGGUGUGGGUACGGCAGAGGACAUCGACCGGUCCAUGCGGCUGGGAACCAACAUGCAGUCUGGACCGCUAAGGACGGCGGACAACAUCG
This is a messenger RNA of Volvox carteri f. nagariensis, 310 nucleotides long. RefSeq lists its product as uncharacterized. The annotation marks the transcript as partial. The record is from RefSeq and is a predicted model, not a curated record. Gene Ontology annotation, biological process: fatty acid metabolic process. The transcript is spliced from 3 exons. Gene Ontology annotation, molecular function: oxidoreductase activity, acting on the CH-OH group of donors, NAD or NADP as acceptor; NAD+ binding. Lineage: Eukaryota; Viridiplantae; Chlorophyta; Chlorophyceae; Chlamydomonadales; Volvocaceae.